AUGAAACCUUGUACGGUGUCAAAACAAUGCAACUGUAACAUUGGCAUUGCAACUCCCAGCCUUGCCGACCUCGCAUGCUCUCUGAACGGAAGACUCAAAACCGCCGGCCCUGAAUCACACUGGAAUCACGCCUUGUUGCGACUUGGCCGCCAUUAUUCUUUUGUUUUUGUUUAUAUCCCCGCGCGGUCCGACUCCACUGGACACAAAAUGGGCAGCCGGUCAUGUCUACGGAUCGAUCGUGAACGCAACAAAACCGAUGGAGAUCUGAUUCAAUAUCUCCAGAGCCGCGCGCGCCUCAUAAGAAGAUGGGUUUGUCGUCGGUUUUUCGCUUGCCGACCCACACUUCGCCGCAAAAUGACCACCACUGGCAUCUCUCCCACUUUCACUGCCCCCGAACCCACGGUCGCUUCGACCAAGCCUGUCGAGGACAGCAAGCCAACAUCCUUCGACCUCCCCGACCUCGUUGGGCAUUGCAACUACGAGCUAUUUUAUAACCCCGAGGGCGAUCCAGUCGCUGCCCAAUCUGUUAACUGGCUCGACUCAAACUGUCCCAUCCUCAACACGAAGCAGCGAGUUGCUUUGAAGGGUCUCAAAGCUGGCGAACUUACGGCCCAUUGCUACUAUACGGCGCCCCCCGACCGCCUUCGUGUAAUUUCGGACUUCAUGAACUACCUCUUCCAUCUUGAUAACAUCAGUGACGGGAUGAUGACCACCGACACCGAAGUUCUGUCGGAUGCGGUCAUGAAUGCCCUCGAAUUUCCCCACUUCUAUCGCCCUACCUCUUUCCGCGGCAAAGAGCAGCCCGCAGACGAAUUGAAUGCCGGAAAACUUGCUCGAGACUUCUGGGCUCGUGCCAUCGAGACCCACGGCCCUGGCUGGCAGGGACGUUUCAAAGAGACCUUCGAGAUGUUCUUCGAGGCAGUCAACGUUCAAGCCAAAUGGCGCGACUCUGAUAUCGUUCCUGAUUUGGAAACCUACAUUGCGAUCCGCCGCGACACCUCUGGAUGCAAACCUUGCUGGGCUCUGGUCGAAUACGGCCUAGACAUUGAUCUCCCCGACUUCGUUGCGGAGAACCCCGUGAUUAUGUCACUGAACCAGUCGACCAACGACCUUGUUACUUGGUCUAAUGAUAUAUUUUCGUAUAAUGUUGAACAAUCCCGCGGCGACACCCACAACAUGAUCGUCAUCCUCAUGAAGUACCACGGUCACACUCUUCAGAGUGCCGUCGACUAUGUUGGCGAGCUUUGUCGUCUUACCAUUGACGCCUUCCAACGCGACCGCUUCGAAGUGCCCUCAUGGGGCCCGGAGAUCGAUGAGAUGGUGCAAAAGUACAUUGGUGGGCUCGAAGCCUGGAUUGUUGGCUCGCUCCACUGGAGCUUUAUGACCGAGCGUUACUUCGCUAAAAAAGGCGACGAGGUCAAGAAAAAUCGUUUCGUCGGCUUGCUUCCCUUAGCCAAGAUCGAGCUCAACAGAGUUCGUCAAACCCGUCAAUUCGAGUUGACCCAGGUCAACAUCAACGCGCCGGAGAACGCUUCUUGGAAGAAGAAGUAUGUUUAUUGGAUACCUGCACUACACUUGGACGGGCAAGAGAUAGCGAAAGGGCGCUGGGACGGGAAAGACGUGAUCAAAGCACUCGAAGAAUGGGAGAAGACGCAGAAGACAGACAGUAGCAUGACUGCGCGGCUGUAUACGAAAACUAAACCCAAACAGGAUCAGAUUCUUCCUUACUUCAGCGAGGCUCAACCCAUCUUCUCUGGACUAUGGGAGCCUUCUGGAAUCUAUGAGCGCUACGAAGCUAUAUCCGACUUGAUGUCGGACGACAUUCACCCACUUGAAACUAGUCAUGUCAUCUCAACCUGCCCAUACCCCCUCGACAAACCACUCAUCGCUCUCUCUCGACAAAUACACGAAUUCCAACGCCAACAGAAUGGAGAUAGCGACUCCCCACGUAGCCUGCGGGAACUUGCGGAAAGACUUGAGCGUGUUUCGUGGUCCUCGAUAUUUGCGCCGGGGACAGUCGGGUCCGAAUUACGAAAGGCGCUGAGAUGGGGUGACCGGAAUCAAGAAGAUUCGGGCGACGACGAUGGCUAUGGCUAUGAAUGGCUAUCGCAUAUGGCGCUAUGGGGUUAUCCUCCGGGUUGGGUUUCUACAAAAGACCCGCGAGAAAAGAUGCGUGCUCGCAUUAUGCGGGAGCCAGAAACCCCGACUGAGGACGCAGAUGAUGAGUCAGAAGAUAUGAUCAAGAUUUGGGGCGAAAAUGGGGAAGAGGACGUUGUUUUGGCCAUGCCAACAGUGGAUGCGGGGUUGUCUUCGAAUACUAAAGAGCCGGAAACUCAAUUUUCUCACCCCAGACGUUGGGCUCAUUAUCCACGGGCGUAUUUCGCUUGGGAGUGCUUGACCAUCUACAACGGCGUUCUUCUUAGCCAGCGCGACGCUGACGCGGACCGUGUUGUGCCCUCCAUUCUGCCGACUCCAAGAAAUACCGCACCGCCACCGCCAUCUUCGUCUCCCCCGCCAUUGCCUCCAUCACUCCCUGAAUGGAUCAACAGCAAUAAUGACGGAGAAGAAGAAAUGGACCUUUCGGAUUGA
Mycena indigotica is the source of this 2589-nucleotide messenger RNA. RefSeq names its product Terpene cyclase. Lineage: Eukaryota; Fungi; Basidiomycota; Agaricomycetes; Agaricales; Mycenaceae. The coding region runs from base 1 to 2589 and encodes 862 amino acids. The transcript has 11 exons. The record is from RefSeq and is a predicted model, not a curated record.